CAGUGGCCCUGGUAACAGGUGGAUCAAGUCUCGAUUGUCAGCCAUGUCAGUGUUCUGAAAGCAAACACACCAUUAUUGCAGAUUGUACAAACAGAAACUUGUCAUCCGUUCCCGGUCACCUCCCAUACAAUAUCACAGAGCUGAGUCUGAGUCAUAACAGAAUGACAAAUAUUGGUAAACAACUGAAGAGGUAUACCUCUUUAAAACGCCUGGAUGUGUCAUUCAACAAACUCUACAAGCUCAGGAGAAACGAUUUUGUUGAACUGACAGGUUUACACGUUCUAAUGCUUAGCAAUAAUCAUCUAUCUUUGUGUAAAAGUGUUUAUCCAAAAGGACUGUUCCGGUUCCAGAAGAAACUGAAGGUUUUGAAAAUGGAAAAUAAUUCUCCGGUAGAAUUUGAAGGACAACUUGAUAAUUCACAAACAGAAAUAUAUUUACUCCAGUACCCAGAUGAAACUUUCCAGGAUCUAAUUUCCCUUGAGGAACUUCACAUUGAUGGGCUGAGAAAUCGAACGUUUGGAGAAGGAUUUAAAUACACCAACAUCACGACACUGAAGAUUGGAGGAAACUGCAACAUGAGGGACGUGUUGAAUGAAACAUUCCGCUAUCUAAAGAGAAUAACACACUUAGACAUUACAAAUUGUGAAAUAACUGAUAUUGGUCAAUCUGCAUUUGAACCUCUCCAAAACAUUCACAUGUUAGACAUGUCCCAAAAUUCCGAUCUUGGAUUAGACAAGGCUUCUGCGAGUUUGUAUGGUCUUCGUAAUUCUUCACUGAAAAUUCUAAGAGCAAAUAAACUGUACAGAUAUCGAGGUAUCGGCCAUCUCGUAACUGUGCAACACGUCAAAUACAUGUCUGGUAUGGUCCUUGAGGAAUUACAUUUGGAUGAUAACCGGAUAGAAUUACUGGAUCCUAGAGUUCCCGUCCUCAUGCCACGGACCCUGAAAGUUGUCUUUUUGCGAAAAAACAUGUUUUCGUUUGGUUUGUAUCUUCUAACAAUGACAUCACUGACCAACUUGCAGUUUGUGGAUGUUUCCUCAGGUCAUUUGUCCCAUGCUAGUCCAUUUACAGUACAGUCAGAAGCUCAGCUUGAUUCUUUCCUAACUGACUUCGACGCAAACCCUUAUAUGGAUCAUGACGACACCUCACAAGCUUGGGAAAGUUGUAGGUCAUUGUGUCCAGUCACUAAGUUCACGAAACAUAGUUUUACUCUAUUUGAAGAUCUUUCAGUUGGUGGCCCACCAUGGCCAGGGAAUUUCACAAUUCAUGUUCCACCGAAUGCAACAUAUACAAACGUUAGCAACUCGAAACUGAGAUACACCAUCCCUAGAGUGACAUUUGGUAAAAACAGACUAAAGGUUUUGGAUCUGUCAUAUAAUUUCUUUACACAGGCGUUUGGACCAGUUAUUGGGCUUGAUCAUCUUGAAGUCAUUGAUGCGUCACACAAUUAUUGUGAUUAUAUUGACAGACACUUCUUUGAUUAUUUUAUUUCCCUGAGAGUACUGAACAUAAGCUUCAAUUAUUUUGGCUAUACAUUGCAUGAUGAAACAUUUAGUAAGCUGUUCAAGCUGGAACACCUGGAUCUAUCAAAUAAUAAACUGAGUACUCUUCCAAGGGACGUUUUUAAGGGCUUAGAAAAUCUUCAGUUCUUGAGUGUUGGGUCCAACUAUUUAAAUACGUGGAAUGCCAAUAUUGGGGACCUGAUCAACUUGGAACUUUUAGAUCUCUCCGAUAAUCUCUUUGAGCUGCUUGAUGUAACCUUUAGAAAUCAGAUUGAUGACAAUGGGAGCAAAGGACUGAAAAUGAAGCUUCAUAAAAACCCAUGGACAUGUACAUGUGAAACACUAAGCUUCUUGAAGUGGCUAAACAUCAAACGAAGUAGUGUUUAUGAUGUUCAAGAUCUACUCUGUACAGGGUCAAAUGGUGGCCAGAAAAACAUGAGCAACCUACAAGAGAUCAUAAUGGAACUGGAGAAGAGCUGUGCAUCCUACACUGGGGUGGUGAUUGGGAUGCUCAGUCUCAUCAUGCUGGUCCUGACAUUUGCCGUGACAAGCAUCGUGUACAGAUACAGGUGGAAACUGAGGUACCUCUACUACGUUGCACGGAACCGACACAGAGGCUACCUGCCUGUAGAAGAGGAGGAACAGGAGUUCGAGUUUGAUGCCUUCAUAUCCUACGCUGAUGAGGACCGUGGACUUGUAGUUAGGAACAUGAGGCAGAGGCUUGAAGAGAUGCAAGGUCUAAAGCUCUGUAUUCAUCACCGAGACUUUCUCGUUGGGGAGGCUAUCGCUGCCAACAUCCUGAACGCCGUGAAAUCCAGCAGGAAGACGGUGAUUGUCUUGUCAAGACACUUCUUGAGGAGCUACUGGUGUAAGUACGAAGUGGAGAUGGCUAAGAUGGAGAGUAUCUACACAGGACGGAACACCCUGCUGGUUGUUGUACUGGAGAACAUCCCUUUGAAGGACCUGACCCCUGACAUUGUGGAGUUGAUGCGUCAAGAUUCCUAUGUAGAGUACACGGAUGAUCAGGAUGGUCAAGAAGUGUUCUGGCAAAAUCUGGAGCGGGCAAUACGUGUUUCCUAGGACCAGCUGUUUAUUUUUUAAUUGACUAAUCACACAAUAGUCUUGACAUUUAUGUUUCAUCUAAACGGAAGCGUCAGAAAAUAACAUUUUUAGACAUGUCAGUAUCCAGUGAACAAUGUUUUCUGUGACACAUGAUAAAACAGAAAAAAAGAAUCUGUCGGUCUGACUUGACAAGAGCUGUAAAUAUCAAUGGAACAUAGAAAUGCUAAUUAUGAUCAACAAGCUACAUGGUGGUCAAAUAUCUCGAGCUCAACGACAGCAAAAACGAUUCAAUCUUUUGACUAUCGGAACAACUGCUGAGAUUCCAUUUGGAUUUUCUGAUGACAUCAUAAUAUCUGUCACAAUAAGUAACCUUGCCUUCAUAUGUCAAGACGUCACACGAGAAAGACAUCAAAUUUGUCUGCAAAACCUUUCCACACUCACAGCAUAAGCAAAAUUCGUUUCCUGUCGGAGCUUCAAAUCAACUUUCUUUAAAAUCUGCGUGCCAGCAAAAUGUAGAAAAUCCAAGUCUCUUCAGCCGGAACUGUUUUAAAUGAUCACAUCACCUAUGUCAGGGAUCCCUCGAUUGACUCUCUGUUGAGCACAUCUGUAUUAUAUGACUCUUCUUUUUGUGUGUACAUAUUGUACAUAUUACGAGUGUCAUAUGAUGGAUACUGGGCACAAUGUAUACAUAAUUAGUAUAAAUAUUGCUGAUAUGGGUUAAAGGUAUAUCACUAUGUGCAGGAGGCUAUUAAGUCGCAGGCGUUUACUGCCUUAAAACCAUAAGUACUACUGACUAAGAUUAUGAGAUAAUCAGGACAAAUCCUGGAUUCACCAUCACGGUAAUUCUAGUACACUUCAUUAAAGGUACAAUUUCAUAUAUUUUCGACAAUAUUUUGUUUUAUAUCAUAUACAUUUCAGCAUAUGCACUCACUGAAGCUUCCUCUUGAUGCAAUAAAAGACUAAUAAUCC
Haliotis rubra (blacklip abalone) is the source of this 3533-nucleotide messenger RNA. RefSeq names its product toll-like receptor 4. The transcript has a single exon. Lineage: Eukaryota; Metazoa; Mollusca; Gastropoda; Lepetellida; Haliotidae. Gene Ontology annotation, cellular component: membrane. The coding region runs from base 162 to 2582 and encodes 806 amino acids. Gene Ontology annotation, biological process: immune response; toll-like receptor signaling pathway. The record is from RefSeq and is a predicted model, not a curated record. Gene Ontology annotation, molecular function: protein binding; transmembrane signaling receptor activity.